AUGGCCGACGAAGAAUGCGACACGACUGAUGUUGUGAUUUGCGGCUGCGGCCCCACUGGAGCCAUGCUAUCGGCUUAUCUAGGCCAGAUGAAUAUCAACAAUAUUGUUCUAGAGAAGCAUAUGGAGAUUACAACUGAUCCACGAGGCAUUGCCUUGGACGAAGAUGGUAUUCGAUGUCUUCAGGGAACUGGCAUUUAUUCUUCUAUCUUCUCGGAAAUUGGAGCUUCUAUCAACAAAUUCAAAUUCAUCGGAGGAAAGGAGCGAGUCCUAGAGAAGAAGCCAUUUUUCGAAAUGGACUUUGGAACUACUCAGGGUGGGACUGGCCACGUGGGAUUUAUGUGUCAUAAACAACCAAUACUAGAAAAGCAUCUUCGAAGGGCAAUGUCAGGUCUUGAAGUUUGCGAACUUCGUUCGGGCUGUGAGAUCACCGGCUUAUUUGAAGACGAGAAAGGUACUGUCUGCGAGUAUCGCGACGAGCAGGGCAAGACUCGGCGCAUCAGAUCACGCUUUUUCGUUGGUGCUGAUGGGAAAACUGGCUUUACAAGGAAACAGUAUCUUGAGCCAAAGGGAAUAUUCAUGGAAAAGGCUCACCAAGCUUUUUAUGAGGAGACUUGGGUUGCAUUAAAUUGGGAAAUUCAACUUCCCAACGAACAAACGCAUCCUAAUUUUGCAUUGUGGGCAUUGGGCUUUACUCCUGAACAAGUCUAUGAUCUCUUCUUCCCUAUAAACUUUCGCUUCAUAUGUAACCCGAAUAGGUCUUCUGUUUGCGGCAGAUUUGGACUUCCAGAAGACAGGUUAUGGCGAUUUGAGUUUGUGAUUCUUCCAGGCGAAGAUGGGGAAGAAAUGUCCACGUCGAAGAAAAUUAAGGAAGUCGUUUUCCCUUACAUUACGCACGCGGGUAGUCGAUAUGGGUUAUCCCAUGAUGUUGCUUUUCCCGAAGAUUGUAUCAAGGUGCUUCGCUCAAGACCUUUCAAAUUUUCUGCGAGAAGCUGCAACAAAUGGUCGGAUGGUCGGGUCAUACUAUGUGGCGAUGCUGCCCAUGUUUUUCCUCCUUUUGGCGGUCAAGGUAUUGCAUCGGGUUUUCGAGAUGCGAUUUCACUUUCCUGGAGACUCGCAGUACUCUGCCGGCCUCAGUACCAAGGAUCUAAUUUCCACGAGAAAGUCCUUAUGGCAUGGUACAAAGAACGAAAACAGCAACUCGAGAUGUCACUCGCAUUGACUGUUCAAAAUGGGGAGUUUGUCACCGAAAGCAAUGCGCUUAAGAUCUUUAUGCGUGACAUGUAUUUCUGGCUCAUUCAACUAGUACCUUCUUGGCGGGAGGAGCUAAAUUUGGGCCCUCGGAAGGACGGAAUGAUUAGAUAUGAGCAUUCCCAAGGGUUUCCUUUCAUUCCAGAAUUCAACGGAGGUGUCUGUCUCCCACAAGUGUAUUGCAAGUCAAUCGGUGGUCUUAAUGAGCCUGGUGGGAUUUGCUUCACCGACGAUGUCAUUUUCAAUCCACGCAAAACGGGGUUAUUUCAGCUGUUGAUAUACUUGAAAUCCACGACCGAAAUCCAAUCGGCUCAGGAAAUCGCCGCUGAUAUCGACGAUAUGUCCAAUGGAGAAGUUCGCGCAGGUGAGAUGACGAUAUUGGUCGAAGACAUGGAGUGCAAGCAAUAUGGUGGUGCGGAAAUCGAUAGUAGGCAAGGGGAAAUUUAUCGACUGACUACUGGCGAUGAGUUUGCACGGUCGCCUUUGUGCAAGGGCCGACCAGAGCCGAAGUUCUACGAUCCUUACUAUCUUGGAAAACAGCUUGAAGGAACGAGAGAGGAUUUAAGAAAGGUUUGCGGUGUCUUGUUGUCUUAUUUGCAAGAGAUGAAUUGA
Messenger RNA from Penicillium angulare, 1860 nucleotides. RefSeq lists its product as uncharacterized. The transcript has 7 exons. Gene Ontology annotation, molecular function: FAD binding; 3-(3-hydroxyphenyl)propionate hydroxylase activity. NCBI's taxonomy places the organism in Eukaryota, Fungi, Ascomycota, Eurotiomycetes, Eurotiales, Aspergillaceae. Bases 1 to 1860 code for a protein of 619 amino acids. Gene Ontology annotation, biological process: 3-(3-hydroxy)phenylpropionate catabolic process. The record is from RefSeq and is a predicted model, not a curated record.